CGUGCGCAGGCGCAGUUCCUCGUUAGGGGUUGUUGCUGUUUGUGGGAUCGUUGGCACACGAGUGGUCCCUGUGGAGGAUGGCACGCUGGGCAGUCGCACAGUGAGGCAUUCACCUCCGUCGCUGGGAGCAGCCCCGCACAGGUACGCGGGAGCAGAGCGGCGAUGGCUGACAAGGUCAGGACGCAGAGGACCAGGGAGCUGGAGUUCGGAGGACUCCUCGGUGCCCUGCUCCUGCCAGUGCUGUUACCCUGCACCGUCCUCCACCUGCUGCUGGCCUGUCGCUCCGAGGAGGCGAGUGUCUUCAGCCUGCCGUCCCCCGUACCAUCCCUGGCUGAGCUCUGGAUCCCGGGCUCCCUCCUGCUGCUGCUGGCCUGGUGCGGGCUACAGGCUGCCCUCUACCUGCUGCCUCUGGGUCAGGUCACAGAAGGCAUGCCUCUCCGAGAUGGCACUAGACUCUCGUAUCGCAUUAAUGGGUUCCAGGCCUUUGCCAUCACCUCUGUCCUAGUUGUGGCUGGAGUGGCGUCCGGGGUCCUGCGGCUGAGCGUCGUCUACGAUGGCUGCCUGGGUCUGGCAGUGGCUGCUGCCAUCUUGUCGUUUGUGCUGGCCCUCCUCUUGUAUGCCCGCUCGCUCUGUGUGCCCGAGUCGGCGCUGGCUCCUGGCGGAAACUCAGGUAAACCAGUCUACGACUUCUUCAUCGGCCACGAGUUGAACCCUCGGAUUGGGAGCUUCGACCUGAAGUACUUUUGCGAGCUGCGGCCCGGCUUGAUCGGUUGGCUGCUCAUUAACCUGGCGAUGCUGCUGAAGGAAUGGGAGCUGCGAGGGAGCCCUUCCCUGGCCAUGAUUCUCGUCAAUGCUUUCCAGCUCCUGUACGUCGUCGACGCCCUCUGGCACGAGGAGGCGGUCCUGACCACCAUGGACAUUGUGAACGAUGGCUUCGGUUUCAUGCUGGCAUUUGGAGACUUGGCGUGGGUCCCGUUUACGUACAGUCUGCAGGCACACUUCCUGGUCGGUCACCCCCAGGAGCUGGCACCGGCCACCGCAGCGGGCAUCAUCCUCCUGAACGCUCUUGGAUAUUUCAUAUUUCGUAGCGCGAACUCUCAGAAGAACACUUUCCGCAGGAACCCUAAUGAUCCGAAAGUGGCGGCACUGGAGACAAUCCCCACGGCAACCGGGAGACAGCUUCUGGUAUCGGGCUGGUGGGGCCUAGUGCGUCAUCCGAACUACCUUGGAGAUCUGAUCAUGGCUCUGGCCUGGUCCCUGCCCUGUGGCUUGGCACACCUUCUCCCGUAUUUCUACGUUAUCUAUUUCACUGUCUUGUUGAUCCACCGCGAGGCCAGGGACGAGCACCAGUGUCGGCGGAAGUAUGGCUCCGCCUGGAACGAGUACUGCAAACGGGUUCCCUACCGCAUCUUCCCGUACGUGUACUGACCGCACGCCGCGUUUGCCGCUUUCUCUGAACACCUGCCUGUGAAUCCACAGACUUAUUCUCCCCCCCCCCCUCCCCCCAAUAACUUCUCCCUCUUCACUUUCCCACCAUCCCUCGGCCCCUCCCACCCACAACCCAUUCCGCCAGCACCGGGUGGCCAUUCUUGAUGCUCGGACCCAAGCGAGUUGCCAGGCCCGGGCGGUCUCGGUCCUUUGGCACCUCGCGACAGAGUCCAACUCCCUGCUCCCGUGUGGUGCCCACCGCCAGCGUUUUCCAAAGGGGCCGCCGGGAGGCUGAUGGGGAAACCGGAGACGAUUUUCCACUGACGGAUCAUCGGAGCAGUUCCGCAGCUUUUGAGUGAGGCCCACCGUUCGAACUCGGUUUGUGCUUUCAGUCGCUCGGUUUGAGUCACGGCUCCGAUCUCGGCGGUGACAAAUCGCCGCGUCUUCGGACGGUGUGGAAAUUUGACUGUCGCCUUCGCUGUCCAGUUACGGAGCCUGGAGGUAAACCUCAGACAGUAGGCUGCUCAUUUCUUUAAAGGGUAAAGCAUUGAAUCAGAAACAAAUACCAAACAUGAUCCUCGGGAAAAGUCAAAUCGUGUCGACAAAGGGUUCACUUGAUCUGAAUUUGCCUUCUGGUCUCAACCGUAAGAAUCGCAGUUGCCGGGGUGACGGUGGCCCUGAUAUAGGAAUGAUAUUAAUAAACUGGUGAGGGCUCAAAGAGGUUUACCGGGACGUUGCUGGGUGUGGCAGGUUUGAGUUAUGAAGAAACUUUUUUUCACUGCAGUGGAGCAGGUUGUGGGGUGACCAACGUAGAGGUUUAUAAACUGGGUAUAGAUAGAGUUAGGAGAAAGUGAGGACCGCAGAUGCUGGAGAUCAGAGCUGAAAAUGUGUUGCUGGAAAAGCGCAGCAGGUCAGGCAGCAUCUAAGGAGCAGGAGAAUCGACGUUUCGGGCAUAAGCCCUU
Messenger RNA from Hemiscyllium ocellatum (epaulette shark), 2390 nucleotides. RefSeq names its product transmembrane 7 superfamily member 2 (gene tm7sf2). Gene Ontology annotation, cellular component: nuclear inner membrane; endoplasmic reticulum membrane. Bases 163 to 1428 code for a protein of 421 amino acids. Gene Ontology annotation, molecular function: oxidoreductase activity, acting on the CH-CH group of donors, NAD or NADP as acceptor. The record is from RefSeq and is a predicted model, not a curated record. The transcript has 11 exons. Lineage: Eukaryota; Metazoa; Chordata; Chondrichthyes; Orectolobiformes; Hemiscylliidae. Gene Ontology annotation, biological process: sterol biosynthetic process.